Molecule: messenger RNA, 908 nt
Organism: Bactrocera tryoni
Lineage: Eukaryota; Metazoa; Arthropoda; Insecta; Diptera; Tephritidae
Gene: AP-1sigma
Product: AP-1 complex subunit sigma-2
Exons: 6
Coding region: 161-649 (162 amino acids)
Biological process (GO): intracellular protein transport; vesicle-mediated transport
Cellular component (GO): AP-1 adaptor complex; membrane coat; intracellular membrane-bounded organelle
Molecular function (GO): clathrin-cargo adaptor activity
Source: RefSeq, a predicted model, not a curated record
UUAAAAUUAUACAUCACAAGUUAUAAGUUGGACACUUAAUUUGGAGAUUAGAAUUUUUCAACAAAUAUUCAGAUAAAUAGGUGAUUCAGCUUAAAUAUAUUUUAUACGUAUUAUUCCAAUAUUAAAAGGAAUAGGAACGGCUUUCUUAGUUUCUUCAAGUAUGAUGCUUUUUAUGUUAUUGUUCAGUCGACAAGGCAAAUUGCGUUUGCAGAAAUGGUAUAUGGCUUAUCCGGAUAAAGUAAAGAAGAAAAUAACUAGAGAAUUGGUAACCACAAUCCUUGCUCGCAAACCCAAGAUGUGCUCUUUUCUAGAGUGGAAAGAUUGCAAAAUCGUUUAUAAGCGAUAUGCGAGUUUAUAUUUUUGUUGCGCUAUUGAACAAAAUGAUAAUGAAUUGUUAACUCUCGAAAUCAUUCAUCGUUAUGUCGAACUAUUGGAUAAAUAUUUUGGAAGUGUUUGCGAAUUGGAUAUAAUUUUUAAUUUUGAGAAAGCAUACUUUAUCUUGGAUGAGUUGUUAAUUGGUGGUGAAAUACAGGAGACUUCCAAAAAAAAUGUGCUUAAAGCAAUUGCAUCCCAGGAUUUACUACAAGAGGAUUUCAAUGAGACGAGACUCCACAGGGCUUUUUUGACGACCACGGCCUCGGAUAAAUAAAUGGUUUAUUGAUACAUUAACUCAGCUGAGAUUUUGACUUAUGGCAUUAAACCUAAUAAUAUAUUAUCAUCAUUCCUUAAUAUAAAAAUAUAUGCAAACAAUUAAGAAAAAAAUAAAUACAAAAUUUAUAAAUAAUAAAAUAAAUAAGCGAAUUCUCGUCAUUGUUAAUGCUGAGAGAUUACAAUUAUGAUGCAACAGCAACUGGCUAAGAUGACGAUAUUUCUUUGAAAUAAAUAAGUGUAGUCAACUUUUUAAAAAA